AUGCACUCCUCUAUCUACCUCUUCUGUCCUAUAUCCUCUUCUCUCUCACCCCCUCUUCCAUCUCCUCUCCUCUCUUCCCUCCUUCCAACCUCUCUGUCCCCACCCUCCAGUGGUAAUGUGGAGGUGGUGGUCCAGCGGAGGAAGAUGUACAGUGCCGUGCCAGGGAGGCACUUUGUGGUGGUCCACGCCUACCAUCCACAGGCCGAGGGAGAGAUCACACUCUACAAGAACGACAGGGUUAAAGGUGAGACAUUUGGGAGUGUGAAGGAAAGAACAUACAAAUACAAUUGUAUUACGCUUAACACUGCUCUACCACUGGAUACAUUUGUGACACAGAUGGAAAUUAGCUCAAUCUGGUGCAACAUGUUGUGCAUGUGGUCCUUGAGAAAUAAACUAAUAGAGAGCAAUAAUAAUGGCGUCUUUUUCUAAGUAGUUAACUCCACCAUGGCUUGUUGGCCAAAGCAUAUGGGGGGGGGGGGGGGGCAUUUAUGUAUUCAAAACAAGCACAUAAAGGCUUCAUAAUUCUUAAAGGUAAUGUUAACUAGCUAAUAUUAUCUCAUAGAACAAAACGUAUAAGAUCUCCUAAGCCUGUGUUAACCUCAGACCUUAUUUUGGCGUUUAUCCCAAAACCCCAUUCAAAACAAAUCAAAUCAAAUUGUAUUUGUCACAUGCGCCGAAUACAACAGGUGUAGACCUUACAGUGAAAUGCUUACUUACAAGCCCUUAACCAACAAUGCAGUUAAAAAAAAAAAAAGUGUUAAGUAAAAAAAUAGAUAAGUAAAAAAGAGCAGCAGUAAAAUAACAGUAGCGAGGCUAUAUACAGGGGGUACCGGUACAGAGUCAAUGUGCGGGGGCACAGGUUAGUCGAGGUAAUUGAGGUAAUAUGUACAUGUAGGUAGAGUUAAAGUGACUAUGCAUAGAUAAUAAACAGAGAGUAGCAGCAGCAUUCAUUGGAAUGGCUGAACAAACCAGAGGUAAUUAAUUUCCGUUUUUUAGGAUAACAAGCUGGCGAGCUCUUUAAACACAGGUACCAUGCGAUCCGCAAGUGACAUUUACUACAGGACAUGUGCUGUGUAUAAUGAUUCUCUCUCUCUCACCAAACUCCCCCUCCCCUCGCUCCAGUUCUGAGCAUUGGAGAGGGGGGGUUCUGGGAAGGCAGUGCCCGGGGCCAGGUGGGCUGGUUUCCUGCGGAGUGCGUGGAGGAGAUUCCUGCCAAGCCCAGCGAGGAGAGGACGCGUAAGUCAUUAAGCAUGCUGACCCAGAUAUUUGGGAUUUUGGGAAUAGGAGAGUUGGGGAGCGCUGAGGAGGAGGAGGGAUGAUUUCUGCUCCAUGGAUCCCCCUGCUGGCAUCCUAGGGCACUGAGCCCCACUUUUCCACCCAGGAGAUAAUUGGGCUCAGCACAGAGACUGUUUAGUGUGUACAGGAAUAUGGAGGGAAGUCCCCUAAGCCCAAUUGACACACUAGGUGGAGCAAUCAGAAUUGACUUGCCUACCAAAGGUGUGCAGGGGCUAGGGGGUCUUUCCAGACUGACAAGAAAGAUGAACAGAGAGAAAGAGGGAGAGACGGAGAAGGGAGGGAGUUGGAUGGAGGGAAGGCCUGAUCCCCCACAUUCCUUCUCUCCCCUCUCCUCCUCCUCUCCUCUCAAGCCCCACUGUCAGAUGUCAGACAUAUGGGGCUUUGACAGUGGUGUGUAUUCAUGGAUGCCAAAGGAAGCCAGGCUUCCCCAAAAAAUGUACCAAGAAAAAAAGACAAAAACAUAUUUGAUCUUUCAUGACUCUGUGUUUCAUAAUUUUCCAUCAAUUCGCAAGAGGCUGAAUGUACCUCACUGGAGAAAGCAUCCGAGCGAGCAAAACAGCACCCCUCUGUCUCUCUAUGUGUAGCCCGUCUAUCUGAUGCUGUCUGGUCAAAAUGACUAUGACAUUGUUGCCGCCCAUAGCAUUGAAUGCAAGGGAAGCCAGCGAGCAUUUGGCCUCCCUUUAUAUUUUUUUAAAUAAAACAAUAGCCAAUCAGCGUUGAGCUAAACUGAGUGAUCUCAACUGGGAAUGGUCCUGGUGCACAAAAAAAAAAACUGUCAUGGUCACGCCAACCACAUCACAUCAAAAGCAAAACGUCAUUUACAAGAUAAACUGGAAGUGUUGCAUCUCGUUGUGUUGUUGUCCUCUGGUGGCUAAAAUCAUCUAUUUUUUAAAUUAAGGGAGAUAGGGAUUUGGUCUUGUGGUUUUACUUAAUUCUCCAUACUAGCCAAUUAAUAUAACGGCGAUUCUGAUCCAACCAUAAAUACAUACAUUGUGCACCUGGCCUGAGAGGAGGGAAGUUCAAUGUAGCUAGCUAGAUGUAAUAGGCUAUUGUUAACUAGCUGGCCUGGCGUAUCGUUGCCCAUGAAAGGAAGUUAGGAUAGCAAGCGAGCAUUUUAGCCAGGUAGCCUAGGACAACAAAAACGUAAAGUGUGAACUGUAUGACAGUCACACCGUUUCAGCAACAUGAAAGAGAGGAGGAUGUCAUUGCCGUUUCUCUACAAGUAGGGUGAGUCAACAUGUUUUUUCUACUGCCACGGACACACACACACAAAUCAGUCCCAUGGACAGCCACAUCAUAUUUAGCUUAUGUUGAUUGGACUAAAUUGUUUUUGGUAUCUUUUAGUUGUCACUGUAUUAGACUAAGCGUAGGUGAUUUGAUGAUGAAGUUGAAAUGGUGUUGGAAUAGUGGAGGCAGCUCCUGUUUACUUUUUGACUUGCGGUAACUCUCAGUGGUUCUAAAUCAAUAGUUGUUUAGUAGUCCGGAAAUGUUGGAAACAUUAACUUGCUGGACUAUGCUGUAGGUCAUGUAACUGUUUGCUACAUGCAAUAUGCUAUGAUGCUCUCUGAUUGGGAAGGUGUGGUUGAAUUUAUACUGCCACUGUCUUCUUAUUGUCUCGGCCUUAGGCCUAUAUUCCACGGUAGCAAGGCAUAUGAACCAGUGGAGGCUGAUAAUGUCUGUAAUGGAGUCAAUGGAAUGGCAUCAACCACAUGGAAACCACGUGAUUGAUACCAUUCCAUUGACCCCAUUCCAGCCAUUAUUAUGAGCCGUCCUCUCCUCAGCAGCCUCCACUGGUAUUAACUAACAGGUUAUAGAGAAAACAAUACAAUUAUCACAACACAUAAGUUCCCCAGUGAUUUUACCCACGUACAGCUACUGGGCUUUGAGCUAGUAUGUUACUGUGUGCGUGUUCACUGCUGUGUCAUCAAAGGCCUUCGGAUAUAUUUGCCAGCUUUGUAGAGUAUGAUCUGCCUCAUGACCUUUAAAUCAAGGGGACUUCUGGGUAUUAUACGCUAGCACCCUGACACAAGUGUGACAUCACUCGUGUAUGUCAUGGUUGUCAUCCUAUUGCUGAUACCCAUAAUAAUUUCUGGAGGCUUAGCUUGUGUUCCUUCCCAUUCCCAUGCUAUUGGUCAAUAACCACAUUAGCCAUCACUCUAUCUGUGCUAGCUCAGAUAUUGUUGCUAACCAUAGUUUAGAAUGGUUUUAGCAAGAGCUAACCUGCAAUCCUACUACUGUUAGCCAUAGCAAAGGGUCACUAACGGUCCAAUUCCGAUUUUCAGACUCAGUGUAGGCUAAAUUUACUAGCUAAAGGUGAAGUGAGGUGAAGGCAGGCAGUGAUAGCAUGUGUUAGCCUCUCUCUCUCCCUCUCUCUCUCUCUCUCUCUCUCUCUCUCUCUCUCUCUCUCUCUCUCUCUCUCUCUCUCUCUCUCUCUCUCUUUCUCUCUCUCUCUCUGUCUCUCUCUUACAUGUGCUCUACAUGAACAGGCCCUGUCUCUCUGUUCUCUCUUCUCUCUGCUAGGCUAGGCUAAGCGCUACGCUGCACUGCUAACUCAGCUGUGCUCUGAUGUCCUCUGGGCUGCAGGGGAAUGAACACAUCACGCUCCAUCCCCUUCUCUCUUUCUCUCUCUCUUUCAACUGGCCCAUUUAUUCUCUCUAUGCCCACCCUCACUUUCUGUCAUCUUACUCUCUCUCUCGCUCUCUAUGUCAAUAUUCCUCUGUUGUUUUAUUUUAUUCACUCUGUCUCUCUCUCAAUUAAAUUCUACUUUGUUGGCAUAAUUGCAUAAUACAAAAUGCAUUCUCUCUCUCUCUCUCAUAUAUAUAUGGGCAGUAGGGGGGCAGAUGGGGCACAGCAUGCCCCUAUUUCCUGUCUGGCUGUUCUCACCCCCUCCCUCCGACACCCCUUCUGACCCAGCCCUGGAGCUCUUGGCAGGGCAGACACAUCACCAGAUCAGAAGUACCUUAGGGCUGCCCCCAAGAAUGCCUGUCAGAAAAGGGGAACACGGUAUGGUAGUAGCUAGCUAGCACAAACCCUCACGUGUUCAUUGCGAAUGCAUGGAUAGCAGGACUUGAAAGUGUGAAUAUUGGUCUGAUUGUCUACCUUACUUACAUGUACUUACUUGUACUCUUCUUUAUUUUUAAAGAGGACAGUUUUUAUAUUGGCAAAUCAGUAACUACCCAGCUUAAAAUUCUAGGGAGAGAGAAUCUUUUUGUAAUGUUACCCUUAAUGUUCCCUAACGUUUGAGUGUCCAGUUUUCCGUUAGUUAGAGGAACAUGCUAUCUAUGUUAGCAAAAACCUUCUGAGAAUCUUUUUUGAAUGUUUUGGUGUUAAAAUUAGGAGAACAUACCCUUAAUGUCAAACAGAACUUAUCUAGAACGUGGUUACAAUGUCCUCAGAAUAUACAACAAUGUUCUAGACGUGUUUUAUGGGAUGUUGCAAGAACAUUCAUGUGUCCAGUUUUCUGUGGGUUAGGAGAAUAUUCCAUCAACGCCCCACCAAACAUGCGCAGAACAAAUCAAAUCAAAUCAAAUUGUAUUGCUUACACACACAUAUUUAGCAGAUGUUAUUGCAGGUGUAGCGAAAAGCUUGUGUUCCUAGCUCCAACAGUGCAGUAGUAUCUAACAAUUCACAACAAUACACACAAAUCUAAAAGUAAAAGAAUAGAAAUAUAUAAAUAUUGGGACUAGCAAUGUCGGAGUGGCACUGAAUAAAAUACAGUAGAAUACAGUAUGUAAACAUUAUUAAAGUGACUAGUGUUCCAUUAUUAAAGUGACCAGUGAUUCCAUGUCUAUGCACAUAGGGCAGCAGCCUCUAAGGUGCAGGGUUGAGUAACCGGGUGGUAGCCGGCUAGUGAUGGCUAUUUAACAGUCUGAUGGCCUUGAGAUAGAAGCUGUUUUUCAGUCUCUCGGUCCCAGCUUUGAUGCACCUGUACUGACCUUGCCUUCUGGAUGAUAGCGGGGUGAACAGGCCGUGGCUCAGGUGGUUGAUGUCCUUGAUGAUCUUUUUGGCCUUCCUGUGACAUCAGGUGAUGUAGGUGUCCUGGAGGGCAGGCAGUGUUCCCCCGGUAAUGCAUUGGGCAGACCGCACCACCCUCUGGAGAGCCCUGCGUUUGCGGGCGGUGCAGUUGCCAUACUAGGCGGUGAUACAGCCAACAGGAUGCUCUCAAUCUUCUCAAAAUGUAAAAUAUUAAUGUUCUAGACACAUUUAAUGGGAAUGUUGCAAGAACAUUCAUCUGUCCAGUUUUCUGAUGGUUAGGACAAUAUUCCAUCAACGUCCCACCAAACCUACACAGAACAUGGUUGCCAUGUUCUCAGAACAUAAGAUAUUCAUGUUCUAGACACGUUUCAUGGAAACAUUGCAAAAACAUUCAUUCAAUGUCUCCCACCAAACAUACACUGUGAAAGGUCCUGGCAUAUUUAUUUUUUACAUCUUUAUUUAACAAGGCCAGUCAAUUAAGAACAAAUUCAUAUUUACAAUGACGGCCUGGUAAGAGACAAAGGCCUUCCUGUGGGGAUGUGGGCUGGGAUAAAAUAUCUAAAAACAAUGUAAAACAAAAUGGACAACACAGACAGAAGUCACUGGCAACAACACAAAUACAACAGCAAACAAACAGUGUAUGUGUGUGUGUGCGUGCAGGCAUGUGUGUGGUGUGUGUGAAGUAAAACAGCAUGCUACCGUACAUAAGGCAAUGCAAACUAGUGACAUCGGGUGAGAACUAGAAACAACUACAUGUCUCAACAACCUGUUCAUCUAUUUUUCCUUUGAACUCCUCCAGGGACACCAGGACCUGGAGUUUUAGGUUGGCUUGGAGGGAAUUCCAAGACCAGGGGGCUGAGUAAUGAAAGGACCUUUUUCCAUGCGUGGUUCAAAUUUUCAGGACUGUUAGCAUAAAACAAGAUUGAGAUCUGAGCUUGUAUGUGUUUUCAUUUCGAGCUAGAAAAGAGGAUAGAUAAAAUGGCAGUUUUCCUAAAAUGGCCUUAUAAAGAAGAAUGUACCAGUGUUUGAGCCUGCGUGUUGCUAUUGAUGUCCACCCAACAGCACUGUAGCGAUCACAAUGGUGAAUUAGACGUCUCUGAUUGGUGACAGAACGAACGGCUGCAUGAUACAGAGUCAAGAGCCUUCAUUGUAGAGCUUGAGGCUUGCACAUAAUUAGUAUCACCAUAGUCCAAUACAGAGAGAAAAGUACAAGGAAUCAACUAUUUUCUGGCAGCAAAGGAAAAACAAGCUUUGUGAAUGUAAAACUAAAUGCAUGCUCUUCAAUCGAACGCUGCUCUGUGUAUAUCAAUGAUCGCUCUUGCUGCUGGUGACUCUCAGAUCCACCUCUACGCAGACAACACCAUUUUGUAUACAUCUGGCCCUUCAUUGGACACUGUGUUAACAAACCUCCAAACGAGCUUCAAUGCCAUACAACACUCCGUCCGUAGCCCCCAACUGCUCUUAAACGCUAGUAAAACUAAAUGCAUGCUCUUCAAUCGAACGCUGCUUGCACCCGCCCGACCGACUAGAACCACUACUCUCGGCAGGUCUGACUUAGAAUAUGUGGACAAAUACAAAUACCUAGGUGUCUGGUUAGACCGUAAACUCUCCUUCCAGACUCACAUUAAGCAUCUCCAAUCCAAAGUUAAAUCUAGAAUCGGCUUCCUAUUUCGCAACAAAGCCUCCUUCACUCAUGCUGCCAAACAUGCCCUCGUAAAACUGACUAUCCUACCGAUCCUUGACUUCGAUGAUGUCAUUUACAAAAUAGCCUCCAACACUCUACUCAGCAAAUUGGAUGUAGUCUAUCACAGUGCCAUCCGUUUUGUCACCAAAGCCCCAUAUACUACCCACCAUUGUGACCUGUAUGCUCUCGUUGGCUGGCCCUCACUACAUAUUUGUCACCAAACCCACUGGCUCCAGGCCAUCUAUAAAUCACUGCUAGGCAAAUCCCCACCUUAUCUUAGCUCAUUGGUCACCAUAGCAACACCCACCCGUAGUAUGCGCUCCAGCAGGUACAGUUGAAGUCGGAAGUUUAUAUACACCUUAGCCAAAUACAUUUAAUCUCAGUUUUUCACAAUUCCUGACAUUUAAUCCUAGUAAGAACUCCCUGUCUUAGGUCAGUUAGGAUCACCACUUUAUUUUAAGAAUGUGAAAUGUCAGAAUAAUAGUAGAGAGAAUGAUUUAUUUCAGCUUUUAUUUAUUUCAUCACAUUCCCAGUGGGUCAGAAGUUUACAUACACUCAAUUAGUAUUUGGUAGCAUUGCCUUUAAAUUGUUUAACUUGGGUCAAAUGUUCCGGGUAACCUUCCACAAGCUUCCCACAAUAAGUUGGGAGAAUUUUGGCCCAUUCCUCCUGACAGAGCUGGUGUAACUGAGUCAGGUUUGUAGGCCUCCUUGCUCGCACACAGUUUUUCAGUUCUGCCCACAAAUGUUCUAUAGGAUUGAGAACAGGGCUUUGUGAUGGCCACUCCAAUACCUUGACUUUGUUGUCCUUAAGCCAUUUUGCCACAACUUUGGAAGUAUGCUUGGGGUCAUUAUCCAUUUGGAAGACCCAUUUGCGACCAAGCUUUAACUUCCUGACUGAUGUCUUGAGAUGUUGCUUCAAUAUAUCCACAUAAUUUUCUUUCCUCAUAAUGCCAUCUAUUUUGUGAAGUGCACCAGUUCCUCCUGCAGCAAAGCACCCCCACAGCAUGAUGCUGCCAACCAGUGCUUCACGGUUGGGAUUGUGUUCUUCGGCUUGCAAGGAUCCCCCCUUUUCAUCCAAACCUAACGAUGGUGAUUAUGGCCAAACAGUUCUAUUUUUGUUUCAUCAGACCAGAGGACAUUUCUCCAAAAAGUACGAUCUUUGUCCCCAUGUGCAGUUGCAAACCGUAGUCUGGCUUUUUUUAUGGCGGAUUUGGAGCAGUGGCUUCUUCCUUGCUGAGCGGCCUUUCAGGUUAUGUCGAUAUAGGACUCAUUUUACUGUGGAUAUAGAUACUUUUGUACCUGUUUCCUCCAGCAUCUUCACAAGGUCCUUUGCUGUUGUUCUGGGAUUGAUUUGCACUUUUCGCACCAAAGUACGUUCAUCUCUAGGAGACAGAACGUGUCCCCUUCCUGAGCGGUAUGACGACUAUGUGGUCCCAUGGUGUUUAUAUUUGUGUAGUAUUGUUUGUACAGAUGAACGUGGUACCUUCAGGCAUUUGGAAAUUGCUCCCAAGGAUGAACCAGACUUGUGGAGGUCUACAAUUUAUUUUCUUAGGUCUUGGCUGAUUUCUUUUGAUUUUCCCAUGAUGUCAAGCAAAGAGGCACUGAGUUUGAAGGUAGGCCUUGAAAUACAGUGGGGGAAAAAAGUAUUUAGUCAGCCACCAAUUGUGCAAGUUCUCCCACUUAAAAAGAUGAGAGGCCUGUAAUUUUUCAUGAAUUUAUUUGCAAAUUAUGGUGGAAAAUGUUGGAUUUCUGGCUCUCUGUAAGUCUUCACAAGGUUUUCACACACUGUUGCUGGUAUUUUGGCCCAUUCCUCCAUGCAGAUCUCCUCUAGAGCAGUGAUGCUUUGGGGCUGUCGCUGGGCAACACGGACUUUCAACUCCCUCCAAAGAUUUUCUAUGGGGUUGAGAUCUGGAGACUGGCUAGGCCACUCCAGGACCUUGAAAUGCUUCUUACGAAGCCACUCCUUCCUUGCCCGGGCGGUGUGUUUGGGAUCAUUGUCAUGCUGAAAGACCCAGCCACGUUUCAUCUUCAAUGCCCUUGCUGAUGGAAGGAGGUUUUCACUCAAAAUCUCACGAUACAUGGCCCCAUUCAUUCUUUCCUUUACACGGAUCAGUCGUCCUGGUCCCUUUGCAGGAAAACAGCCCCAAAGCAUGAUGUUUCCACCCCCAUGCUUCACAGUAGGUAUGGUGUUCUUUGGAUGCAACACAGCAUUCUUUGUCCUCCAAACACGACGAGUUGAGUUUUUACCAAAAAGUUAUAUUUUGGUUUCAUCUGACCAUAUGACAUUCUCCCAAUCCUCUUCUGGAUCAUCCAAAUGCACUCUAGCAAACUUCAGACGGGCCUGGACAUGUACUGGCUUAAGCAGGGGGACACGUCUGGCACUGCAGGAUUUGAGUCCCUGGCGGCGUAGUGUGUUACUGAUGGUAGGCUUUGUUACUUUGGUCCCAGCUCUCUGCAGGUCAUUCACUAGGUCCCCCCGUGUGGUUCUGGGAUUUCUGCUCACCGUUCUUGUGAUCAUUGUGACCCCACGGGGUGAGAUCUUGCGUGGAGCCCCAGAUCGAGGGAGAUUUUCAGUGGUGUUGUAUGUCUUCCAUUUCCUAAUAAUUGCUCCAACAGUUGAUUUCUUCAAACCAAGCUGCUUACCUAUUGCAGAUUCAGUCUUUCCAGCCUGGUGCAGGUCUACAAUUUUGUUUCUGGUGUCCUUUGACAGCUCUUUGGUCUUGGCCAUAGUAGAAUUUGGAGUGUGACUGUUUGAGGUUGUGGACAGGUGUCUUUUAUACUGAUAACAAGUUCAAACAGGUGCCAUUAAUGUGUGGAGGACAGAGGAGGACAGAGGAGCCUCUUAAAGAAGAAGUUACAGGUCUGUGAGAGCCAGAAAUCUUGCUUGUUUGUAGGUGACCAAAUACUUAUUUUCCACCAUAAUUUGCAAAUAAAUUCAUUAAAAAUCCUACAAUGUCAAUUUGUCUGUCAUAGUUGAUGAGAAUUACAGGCCUCUCUCAUCUUUUUAAGUGGGAGAACUUGCACAAUUGGUGGCUGACUAAAUACUUUUUUUCCCCACUGUACAUCCACAGGUUCACCUCCAAUUGACUCAAAUGAUGUAAAUUAGCCUAGCAGAAGCUUCUAAAGCCAUGACAUCUUUUCUGGAAUUUUCCAAGCUGUUUAAAGGCACAUUCAACUUAGUGUAUGUAAACUUCUGACCCACUGGAAUUGUGAUACAGUGAAAUAUAAGUGAAAUAAUCUGUCUGUAAACAAUUGUUGGAAAAAUUACUUCUGUCAUUGCCAAAACUAUAGUUUGUUAACAAGAAAAACAGGUUUUAAUGACUCCAACCUAAGUGUAUGUAAACUUCCGACUUCAACUGUAUAUCUCACUGGUCAUCCCCAAAGCCAACACCUCCUUUGGCCGCCAUUCCUUCCAGUUCUCUGCUGCCAAUGACUGGAACGAACUGCAAAAAUGUCUGAAGCUGGAGACUCUUAUCUCCCUCACUAACUUUAAGCAUCAGUUGUCAGAGCAGCUUACCGAUCACUGCACCUGUACAGUAUCUCUAAUUACACAUCAUCUUUUGCACAUCUAUCACUCCAGUGUUAAUAUUAAAUUGUAAUUAUUUUGCACUAUGGCCUAUUUAUUGCCGUACCUCUUACUACAUUUGCACACACUGUAUAUAGAUUUUCUAGUGUGUUUUUGACUGUACGUUUUGUUUAUCCCAUAUGUAACUCUGUGUUGUUGUUGUUUUUAUCGCACUGCUUUGCUUUAUCUUGGCCAGGUCGCAGUUGUAAAUGAGAACUUGUUCUCAAUUGGCUUACCUGGUUAAAUAAAGGUGAAAUAAAAAAAUACACAUCUUAAAAACACAGCUUAAAAAACCCAAUACACAGCUUAAAUUUCCUGACAAGGUACUCUACAUGGUUCAGUGUCGCGUCGAAGCAAGCACAGUGUGACCACGCUCUCUGUAGCCGCUGUGAGUAAGACCUUUAAACAGUUAACAUUCACAAGGCCGCAGGGCCAGACGGAUGCGCGUACUCAGAACGUACUCAGACCAUCAAUUACAUUUUCAACCUCUCCCUGACCCAGUGUUUAUUUAUAUAUAUAUAUAUAUAUAUAUAUAUAAUCUAAACUCCAGAAAUAAUAGUAUUAACAAGUGUCAUUAAUCACCCACAGACUGGUUAAUAAUAAAGGACUAUUCCACCCUGACAGAGUUCCUGUGCAUUGUUUCACGCAAUAUGAUUGCAAACGUGACUUUCGUUUAAAUUUAGUUGCAGCAAUGAUAUGCUUUCAGAGCGGGGCAGAGAAACGAAAAAGAAAGAAAGAAAAAUGACCUAAGUCAACACAUUUCUUUAGUAAAAAGGCAGGUGCUCAGACUGGCCUCUGCCUGGGGGCAUCCAAAUCACUAAGUCCGCCCCUGGCCAUGGUGGGUGGAAAGAGAGGGGAAAAGAGAGAGUUAGACACACACACACACAUGCAGGUGUUUCUUUGAGAAGGAGAAUGCCGCACAGACAUAGGUCCUUAUUCUCUAUUCUCUAUUUACAUUUCUUGGGUGGGGUAUUUUCAAUUUCUCCUCCAUUUGCAAGACAAUGAAAUAUGGUAUUGGCAUGUCUGUGUUUCUGUUUGUUGCAAAACUUCAAUCAUAUAGUUGGCGUGCUGUGUAAUCCCUCAAAUACUUUAAGCCCUGCAAAGAUGAUUUAUUACUCAUAAAUAAUCUUUAAUUUCUCUUGCUCAUUUUGUGUCCUUUCCACUCCCCCAAACUGUGUAAGAUUAGUGUCAGUAGGAGGGAUGGAACAAAGGAGGGAGGGAUGGGGGAGGAAAAGUAGAGAAUAGGGAAAUGGAGGUCAACGAAGACCCCCUUUCACAUUGAACUGUAAGCAAAUUAGUAACCAUUCCCCCUCUUCCACACACACACACACACACACACACGCAUGCAUACACACACACCCUUCAAUUACUCUACCACUCCCCCUGCACACCUACACAUUCAGAUAUGUAGACACACACACACACACACACACUAAGGAAACCUUCACAGCGACCACACAUGCACGUCAUGUACCUUUUCCAUUGAUCAGUGGUCAUGGAAACAAACUCCAGACUGUACACCAGUGGUUGCUAUGGAGUGGGCCUGUUGUGAUGUAGUAUUUAUCUCUUUCUCCUCCCUCCUCUCUUUAUUCUCUCUCUUCUCCUUUACAUGAUGUUCUCCUCUCAGCAGUAAGCAUAGAGCUCAACCCGGAUUCUAUCCUUAACGCUCAGUGGGACUGCCUGUCUGGUUUUCAGGCUUUUCUCUAGACACUGUGGAUUUGGGCAUUUCUGGACAUUCAAGGCAUGUGCUUGCCACUGAUUGCAUCUGAGAGAGAGGGAGAGAGAGAGAAAGAGGAAGAGCGAGGGAGAGACAGAGAAAGAGUGUCUGAAAGAAUGAGAGUGAGAGAGAGAGGGUGUAUGUGAAAGACAGAAAGUGAGGGAGAGAAGGAGGGAAGAGACAUUUAGGCGUGCAAAUGGAAAAAACUGGCUCUAUCAGGAGGAAAGUUCGUUUUGGAGGUAACUGUGUGUGUGUGUGGGUGUGUGUGUGUGCAUACACGCACUUGAUGGUUGCUUGAGUUGAUUUAUUACUUAAGGGUGGUAGGAGUUGGGGUCGAUUUGUAAUUUGUUUUGUACCCUUAGAAUGAAAACUGGAGUGUGUCCAUAUGUCUAUGGUUGUUUGCACAGUUGAUUGGAUUGCAGAGCUGCACUUUUUUGUAUAGGAGUUUCACAGUUUGCAUGUUGCUGUUGUUUGUCUAUUUCUAUUAGUGUUGAUGAAUUGAUUUCUGUAGCCAUGCAUGCGGUCGGUGACUGAUGUGGUCAAUGACUGUUGGUCCUCCUGUUCUUCCACAGACACAAGAGCUGACCGCUCAGACAGGAGGAAACUCUUCCGACACUACACUGUGGGGUCCUACGAUAGCUUUGACGCCUCCAGGUAAGGUUACUCAGAUGCCUGUUCUAGAACACACAAACACACAGGGUGAUACGUGGAGGUAUAUGUGAAGUGGUAGCGUGUCUCAGAGCAGUGUUUUGAGGUUCGUUUCUUCUCUAGUUUUCAGUUGAAGUUAAAUUUUUCUCCUCUUCUUCUUCUCUCCCGUUGUCUUAUCCACUCCCAGUCACAGGCUUCAUUUCCAAGGUGUUGGAUUUGACCACUAGGCAAUUCCCCCACAGUCCACACACACGUAAGAGUAAAAGUAAAGAUACCUUCAUAGAAAGUGACUCAAGUAAAAGUGAAAGUCACCCAGUAAAAUAACACUUGAGUAAAAGUAAAAGUCUAAAAGUAUUUGGUUUUAAAUAUACUUAAGUAUCAAAAGUAAAUGUAAAUGCUAAAAUAUACUUAAGUAUCAAAAGUAAAUGUAAUUGCUCAAAUAUACUUAAGUAUUAAAAGUAAAAGUAUAAAUAAUUUCUAAUUCCUUAUAUUAAGCAAACUAGACGACACCAUUUUCUUGUUUUUUUUAAUUUAUGGAUAGCCAGGGGCACACUCUAACACUCAGACAUAAUUUGCAAACAAAGCAUGUGUGUUUAGUGAGUCCGCCAGAUCAGAGGCAGUAGGGAUGACUAGGGAUGUUCUCUUGAUAAGUGGGUGAAUUGUACCAUUUUCCUGUGAUGCUAAGCAUUCAAAAUGUAACAAGUACUUAUGGGUGUCAGGGAAAAAGUACAUUACUUUUAUAUUUAUAUUUUUUACAACUUUUACUUUUACUUCACUACAUUCCUAAACAAGUAAAGUACAGAUACCCCAAGAAAACGACUUAAGUAGUACUUUAAAGUAUUUUUACUUAUGUACUUUAUACCACUGCACACACACACACACACACACAUAGAAGCAUCAUGCACCUAAUCUUCAGGGAGCACUGAUGGCACGUGACCCCUCAGUUUCAAUAGGCGCGCACACACACACACACAACACACACCGGGCCAAGCGUGUCACUCAGGGUGUGUUCUUCAUUGUGUUCAAAUCUAAUUUAGCUGCAGCAACCCAGCGGGUUGAGACAAAUGCCCUUGUCCGUACAUGAAUAUGAAUGCUGCUAUACACCAUUAAGCUGUGUUUGAUCAGGCCAGCAUCAGAUAAGGCUCUUUGUAUUCAUUAGGCACCCGUCCAAACUAAUCACAGACCAGAGCAGAGAGCAACUACGCUAGCAGGGUGUCAAACCAAAGCAUACAGCUACACAGCGUGGUGCCCGACCACUAUGCAUACCACGGACCAUUAUGGACCAUUACACCACUACAGAGUGUUAUAGACCUUUAUAGCUCAAUCUUAAAUAAACAUGCCCCAUUCAAAAAAUACAGAACUAAGAACCGAUAUAGCCCCUGGUUCUCCUCAGACUUGACUGCCCUUGACCAGCACAAAAACAUCCUGUGGCGUACUGCAUUAGCAUCAAAUAGCCCCCGCGAUAUGCAACUUUUCAGGGAAGUUAGGAACCAAUAUACACAAGCAGUCAGGAAAGCAAAGGCAAACUUUUUCAAACAGAAAUUUGCAUCCUGUAGCACUAACUCCAAAAAGUUUUGGGACACUGUAAAGUCCAUGGAGAAUAAGAGCACUUCCUCCCAGUUGCCCACUGCACUGAGGCUAGGAAACACUAUCACCACCGAUAAAUCUACAAUAAUCGAGAAUUUCAACAAGCAUUUUGCUACAGCUGGCCAUGCUUUCCAUCUGGCUACCACUACCCCGGCCACCAACUCUGCACCCUCCGCUGAAACUUGCCCACGCCCCCCCCGCUUCUCCUUCACACAAAUUCAGACAGCUGACAUUUUGAAAGAGCUGCAAAAUCUGGACCCCUACAAAUCAGCUGGGCUAGACAAUCUGGACCCUUUCUUUCUAAAACUAGCCGCCGAAAUUGUCGCAACCCCUAUUACUAGUCUGUUCAACCUCUCUUUCAUAACGUCUGAGAUCCCCAGAGAUUGGAAAGCUGCCGCGGUCAUCCCCCUCUUCAAAGGGGGUGACACUCUAGAUCCAAACUGCUACAGACCUAUAUCCAUCCUGCCCUGCCUUUCGAAAGUAUUUGAAAGCCAAGUUAACAAACAGAUCACCGACCAUUUCGAAUCCCACCGUACCUUCUCCGCUAUGCAAUCCGGUUUCCGAGCUGGUCAUGGGUGCACUUCAGCCACGCUCAAGGUCCUAAACGAUAUUAUAACCGCGAUUGAUAAUAGAUAGUACUGUGCAGCAGUCUUCAUCGACCUGGCCAAGGCUUUCGACUCUGUCAACCACCGCAUUCUUAUUGGCAGACUAAAUAGCCUUGGUUUCUCAAAUGACUGCCUUACCUGGUUCACCAACUACUUCUCAGAUAGAGUUCAGUGUGUCAAAUCGGAGGGCCUGUUGUCUGGACCUAUGGCAGUCUCUAUGGGGGUGCCACAGGGUUCAAUUCUUGGGCCGACACUUUUCUCCGUGUAUAUCAAUGAUGUCGCUCUUGCUGCUGGUGACUCAGAUCCACCUCUACGCAGACGACACCAUUUUGUAUACAUCUGGUCCUUCAUUGGACACUGUGUUAACAAACCUCCAAACGAGCUUCAAUGCCAUACAACACUCCUUCAGUAGCCUCCAACUGCUCUUAAACACUAGUAAAACUAAAUGCAUGCUUUUCAAUCGAACGCUGCUGGCACCCGCCCACCCGACUAGAAUCACCACUCUUGACGGGUCUGACCUAGAGUAUGUGGACAACUACAAAUACCUAGGUGUCUGGUUAGACUGUAAACUCUCCUUCCAGACUCACAUAAAGAAUCUCCAAUCCAAAGUUAAAUCUAGAAUCGGCUUCCUAUUUCGCAACAAAGCCUCCUUCACUCAUGCUGCCAAACAUGCCCUCGUAAAACUGACUAUCCUACCGAUCCUUGACUUCGGCGAUGUCAUUUACAAAAUAGCCUCCAACACUCUACUCAGCAAAUUGGAUGUAGUCUAUCACAGUGCCAUCCGUUUUGUCUCCAAAGCCCCAUACGCUACCCACCACUGUGACCUGUACGCUCUUGUUGGCUGGUCCUCACUACAUGUUCGUCGUCAAACCCACUGGCUCCAGGCCAUCUAUAAAUCACUGCUAGGCAAAUCCCCGCCUUAUCUUAGCUCAUUGGUCACCAUAGCAGCACCCACCCGUAGUCUGCGCUCCAGCAGGUAUAUCUCACUGGUCAUUCCCAAAGCCAACACCUCCUUUGGCCGCCAUUCCUUCCAGUUCUCUGCUGCCAAUGACUGGAACAAAUUGCAAAAAUCUCUGAAGCUGGAGACUCUUAUCUCCCUCACUAACUUUAAGCAUCAGUUGUCAGAGCACCUUACCGAUCACUGCACCUGUACACAGCCCAUCUGAAAUUAGCCCACCCAACUACCUCAUCCCUAUAUUGUUAUUUAUUUUGCUAUUUUGCACCCCAGUAUCUCUAUUUGCACAUAAUCUCUUGCACAUCUAGCAUUCCAGUGUUAAUACUAUUGUAAUUAUUUUGCACUAUAGCCUAUUUAUUGCCUUACCUCCAUAACUUGCUACAUUUGCACACACUGUAUAUAUAUUUUCUGUUGUAUUUUUGACUUUAUGUUUUUUACCCCAUAUGUAACUCUGUGUUGUUUUUAUCGCACUGCUUUGCUUUAUCUUGGCCAGGUCGCAGUUGUAAAUGAGAACUUGUUCUCAACUGGCUUACCUGGUUAAAUAAAGGUGAAAUAAAAUAAAUAAAAAAAUAGCUAGACCAUUACAGUCCAUCCCGAGUGGCGCAGCGGUCUAAGGCACUGCAUCUAAGGCACUGCAUCUCGAACCCCCUGGUUCGAUUCCAGGCUGUAUCACAACCGGACAUGAUUGGGAGUCCCAUAGGGCGGCGCACAAUUGGCCCAGCAUCGUCCGGGUUUGGCCGGUGUAGGCCGUAAUUUUAAAUAAGAAUUUGUUCUUAACUGACUUGCCUAGUUAAAUAAAGGUAAAAUAAAAUAAAAUAAAAAUACAUAAAUUUAGACCACUACUCACAUCAUGUAGUAUGAUAUAGGCAUAUCUCCCAUAAGGGACCGUUCGAAAAUUACUGUGGGGGACCAAAAUAGUAACUAUUUUCUUUGCUUUGGGGAGGGUUGUGUAGUUUUUUUAUUGGGCACACUACAGUGGAGGAUAAAGUGCAUUUCCCCCCCGGUUUACAUUCACUGUUUUGGCAGGUUUUCCUAUAUUCCAUCCUAGCCAACUUUCCCAUCUGCUUACAUAUGCCUCCCCUAUGGAACCUGUGGUUCGGCCAAUAGAAAGUGUUCUAUGGGACACCUGUUUUGCCACUGACGGGCCGUGCACUGCAAGACACAGGUUCGGUGUGUGAAUCAAUGAAUGGAUUUCCCUCUGUUCUGUGUAGGCUACAUUUAUAAUGUAAUGUAUCAAUUUAUCAACACCAGAUCACAUCCCACCAGAGCUACACGUAGCCUACGCUCUCGCCAUUCAAUCUUCCUCGCCAGUUCAUUGCCAAUUUUGUUGACUAUUUUAUAUUCAGCAAGCAAGAGUGCUUCUAAUAAUGCCCUAAAUAAGUAUAUAUUUUUAUUUAAAUAAAUAUUACGGACUAAACUAUAGGCCUAUAUUGCUAUUCUUGGACACACAUUGGGCUAGACUAGUCGUUGAAUAGCCCAUUCAUAGACACUAACUUCCUUUAGCGCCUAUUGAAGAUAGUAACUUCUGGCCAGGGGAGUUUUGUUAAGAGCACCUACGCUUGCUCUAAACGUUAACACGUUGGUAACUAGCUGUUGCUAAAUAUCUCAAAAACUAAAAGCAUCAUUUUUGGGACAAAUCACUCGCUCAACCCUAAACCUCAUCUGGAUCUAUUAUUUAAUAAUUUGGCUAUUGAGCAAGUUGAAGAGACUAAAGUUCUGGGUGUCACCCUAGAUACCAAGCUAUCAUGGUCUAAACAUACAGACUCCAUGGUUACUAAAAUGGAAAGAGGUCUUUCCAUGAUAAGGCGUUGCUCUUCUUUCUUGAUAUCUCAUUCAACCAGACAGGUCCUACAGGCCCUAGUUUUGUCACAUCUGGACUACUGUCCAGUUGUGUGGUCAUGUGCGGCAAAGAAGGACAUAGGCAAAUUGCAGUUGGUCCAAAACAGAGCAGCACAUAUUGCACUUAGAUGUACACUGAGGGUGAAUGUCAAUGACAUAAAUGUCAAUCUCUCCUGGCUUAAAAUUGAGGUGAGAUUGACUGCAUGACUAUUGGUCUUUGGGCGAGGUGUUGAUAUGUAGAAGGUACCGAACUGUCUAUUCAAGCAGUUGGCACACAGUUCGGACACUCAUCGGUACCACACAAGACAUGCAACCAGAGGUCUCUUCACAGUCCCAUGGUCCAGAACAGAGGCUGGGAAACACACAGCAUUAAAUAGAGCCAUGACUAAAUGGAACUCUCUGCGACACCAGGUAACUCAAGCUAGCAAUAAAACCUGAUUCAAAAAAACAGAUAAAAUAACAUCUUACGGCACAACGGGGACUGUGAAGAGACACACAGAAAUGUUUAUGCAUUUUGUAUUGUAUUUUGCAUUGUAUUAUGUAUUGUAUUAUGUAUGUGAUAUGUGGUUGGGAUACGACAAUGAUAUGUGGUUGUCUCGCCUGGCUAUCUUAAGAAGAAUGCCCAUUCACCCUCUAAAUGGCACACAUACACAAUCUAUGUUUCAAUUGUCUCAAGGCUUACAAAUCAUUUAACCUGUCUCCUCCCCUUCAUCUACACUGAUUGAAGUGGAUUUAACAAGUGACGUCAAUAAGGGAUCAUAGCUUUCACCUGGAUUCACCUGGUCAAUCUAUGUCAUGAAAAGAGCAUGUUCCUAAUGUUUUCUAUAGUCAGUAUAUAUAUAUUUAUGUAUAUUAUGCCCCGGCAGCAGCUAAUUGGGGAUUCUAAUAAAUACUAAAUACUAAACAUGCAUCACUUGCAGUACGGUUAUGGAAACAUAAGGAAAGUAUCUUUCAUAAUUAUUUCCUAAAAACAAAAGGUUAAAUUACUACACACCUUUAUCGGGUUAGGGUUCCCACAUGCACCAUAUUUCCAUGUUACAGAGCUUGUUUACAGAAAACAGACGGAAGACAAAGUUUACUACCUGUGCUAAUUAGCUAUCUGUGUCUCCGAACACCUGUGUGUAAAUGGAAGACAGAUGCAACAAACGUGUUGUCACUGACAAAUACUGUUGGCUGCAACUGUGUUAAAACACGGUUAAAACAGUGUACAGUAAGUGUAUAUUUUGCAUUUGUCAAAUUAUUUUGAUGUGAUAUGAAAGUAGAGGGCUUUAUGUAUCUUUAUACAAUGGGUGGGUCUAAUCCUGAAUGCUGAUUGGUUAAAACCGCAUUCGAGCCGGUGUCUAUUCCACAAGUUACCACCAGCUAAAUCUAUGACGUUAAAAUGCCUAUUUACACUGUUCCACCUGACUGCGCAAUCCACUGUCUCAUCAACCCAGUCAGGCACUUUAUAAACUUGAUCUCCACUAUAAAAAGCAUCUAGACAUUAUCUCACAUUUCUUGUAGACUUACAUUUAGUUUUCAACAGCGGAGAUUUGUAGAAACCUUGCUGUCUGUCUCUCCGACAUUUGCAACAUUGUUUCAAUAUUCAAAUUCGAUCUCCUGCUGUCCCAUGGUAUUGAACGUGUCGGGAGUCGGGACGAGACAGACAGGCAGGUAACGUUUCUCAGCCGGUCGAAAUCAUGAAUCAGCUUGCAUCAUUUUUAUGGAUAUAUACAAAAAAAAUGUCAAUUGAAAAAAAGGUACAACGAAACACAGCUAAUUUGCAGUCUUUCCAGCUUCAGUUUGAAGUGAUUGUGUUACUGUAGCUGUGUUGUUGGCUAGCUCCUCUGAACAAGUGUGCUGACGAGUGAGCAGAUUCUCUAUGCCAGGCGAAAUCGCGCCUCAUUAGCUCAUUGUUAUGGAUGUAUCCAAAUAAAUAUCACUCGAAAACAGUUUAAACAAAUGCAAAUGCAGCUACUUUGCUGUUAUUCUGGCGGAAUUUUUUGACGUGACUGUAAGUUAGCCGUAGUUGGCUAGCUAGCAAGCAAGGGAUAAGAACGUUGCCAGCCAAUAUGACAAUGGAACAUUUAGAACGAACGACUGGGUCACGUCUAUAGAUACAGAACAAAAAGAACGAAUCACUGGGUCGCGUCUCCAGCAACCCUAGAUUUGUGUCGGAACUAUAUCUUGAAAUAGUAUGAAUAAAUUAAUUAAAAUAAUGUUUUAAUUAAAAUAUGUCAAUCAUUAUUUCAAUAUGUUGGUAACCCUUGUAUAAAAGUGAUAAUGCCCUCGAAGCCGGUGUUUGUUGGAUAUAUUGGCACGGAUUGUUGGCCCCCGACUUUGUCUCUGGCCUAACAACACCCGUGCCAAUAUACCCAACAAACACUGGCUUCGAGGGCAUUAUCAUUUAAAGAACCGCACCACAAUUGAGAAUCGAUUCACGUGUAGAUGGAGUAUUUGGCUGUUUUGGCUGCCAGAGCCAAUUUGCCUUUAAACGCGUAAGGUCCUUGGACUAUAUGGAGUAACGUUAGGCUCCUUUAGUCCAUUAUUGGCCUAGUCGUUCAAGAGCAAUAAGGAAUAGAGAGAGGAGAGAGUGAGAGAGGCCACUCAGGCCAGUGAGUCUGUGGAGAUGCCAGAGGAGAAUUGCACAAGAAGGGAACAGUGAAGUCAGAAAGAUUUAUAGACUAAAUUAGAAGUUAGGCUAAUUGAUAUAGGCCUAUUAAUGCAUAAUUCGUAUGCUAGCCUGUAUAUUUGGCCUUGGCAAACUACCACAGUGAAUUUAGGCGACCACCUGUGUAAUGCAAGACAGACAAAAAACGUUUUAACAUAUCAAUAAGUGGUUACACAGACUUAUACACUGCUCAAAAAAAUAAAGGGAACACUAAAAUAACACAUCCUAGAUCUGAAUGAAUGAAAUAAUCUUAUGAAAUACUUUUUUCUUUACAUAGUUGAAUGUGCUGACAACAAAAUCACACAAAAAUGAUCAAUGGAAAUCAAAUGUAUCAACCCAUGGAGGUCUGGAUUUGGAGUCACCCUCAAAAUUAAAGUGGAAAACCACACUACAGGCUGACCAAACUUUGAUGUAAUGUCCUUAAAACAAGUCAAAAUGAGGCUCAGUAGUGUGUGUGGCCUCCACGUGCCUGUAUGACCUCCCUACAACGCCUGGACAUGCUCCUGAUGAGGUGGCGGAUGGUCUCCUGAGGGAUCUCCUCCCAGACCUGGACUAAAGCAUCCGCCAACUCCUGGACAGUCUGUGGUGCAACGUGGCGUUGGUGGAUGGAGCGAGACAUGAUGUCCCAGAUGUGCUCAAUUGGAUUCAGGUCUGGGGAACGGGCGGGCCAGUCCAUAGCAUCAAUGCCUUCCUCUUGCAGGAACUGCUGACACACUCCAGCCACAUGAGGUCUAGCAUUGUCUUGCAUUAGGAGGAACCCAGGGCCAACCGCACCAGCAUAUGGUCUCACAAGGGGUCUGAGGAUCUCAUCUCGGUACCUAAUGGCAGUCAGGCUACCUCUGGCGAGCACAUGGAGGCCCCCCAAAGAAAUGCCACCCCACACCACAAACCGGUCAUGCUGGAGGAUGUUGCAGGCAGCAGAACGUUCUCCACGGCGUCUCCAGACUCUGUCACAUGUGCUCAGUGUGAACCUGCUUUCAUCUGUGAAGAGCACAGGGCGCCAGUGGCGAAUUUGCCAAUCUUGGUGUUCUCUGUCAAAUGCCAAACGUCCUGCACGGUGUUGGGCUGUAAGCACAACCCCCACCUGUGGACGUCGGGCCCUCAUACCACCCUCAUGGAGUCUGUUUCUGACCGUUUGAGCAGACACAUGCACAUUUGUGGCCUGCUGGAGGUCAUUUUGCAGGGCUCUGGCAGUGCUCCUCCUGCUCCUCCUUGCACAAAGGCGGAGGUAGCGGUCCUGCUGCUGGGUUGUUGCCCUCCUACAGCCUCCUCCACAUCUCCUGAUGUACUGGCCUGUCUCCUGGUAGCGCCUCCAUGCUCUGGACACUACGCUGACAGACACAGCAAACCUUCUUGCCACAGCUCGCAUUGAUGUGCCAUUCUGGAUGAGCUGCACUACCUGAGCCACUUGUGUGGGUUGUAGACUCCGUCUCAUGCUACCACUAGAGUGAAAGCACCGCCAGCAUUCAAAAGUGACCAAAACAUCAGCCAGGAAGCAUAGGAACUGAGAAGUGGUCUGUGGUCACCACCUGCAAAACCAGUCCUUUAUUGGGGGUGUCUUGCUAAUUGCCUAUAAUUUUCACCUGUUGUCUAUUCCAUUUGCACAACAGCAUGUGAAAUGUAUUGUCAAUCAGUGUUGCUUCCUAAGUGGACAGUUUGAUUUCACAGAAGUGUGAUUGACUUGGAGUUACAUUGUGUUGUUUAAGUGUUCCCUUUAUUUUUAGUACCGCGAUCCUCUCUCUCGCUCUCGCUCUCCCUUUCUCUCUCUUUCCCUAUAAUACACACACACACACCUUCCUUUGGAUGAUAUACAGUGCAUUCGGAAAGUAUUCAGACCCCUUGACUUUUUCCACAUUUUGUUACGUUACAGCCUUAUUCUAAAAUUGAUUAAAUCAUGUUUUUCCUCAUCAAUCUACACACAACACCCCAUAAUGACAAAGUGAAAACAGGGUUUUCUAAAUUAAAAAAAACAGAAAUACCUUAAGUAUUCAGACCCUUUGCUAUUUGACUCGGAAUUGAGGUCAGGUUCACCCUGUUUCCAUUGAUCAUUGUUGAGAUGUUUCUACAACUUGAUUGGAGUCCACCUGUGGUAAAUUCAAUUGAUUGGACAUGUAAAGGCACACACCUGUCUAUAUAAAGGUCCCACAGUUGACAGUGCAUGUCAAAGCAAAAACAAAGCCAUGAGGUCGAAGGAGUUGUCCGUAGAGCCCAGAGACAGGAUUGUGUCGAGGCACAGAUCUGGGGAAGGGUACCAAAGAAAUUCUGCAGCAUUGAAGGUCCCCAAGAACACAGUGGCCUCCAUCAUUUUUAAAUGGAAGAAGUUUGGAACCACCAAGACUCUUCCUAGAGCUGGCCGCCUGGCCAAACUGAGCAAUCGGGGGAGAGUGGCCUUGGUCAGGGAGGUGACCAAGAACCCGCUGGUCACUCUGACAGAGCUCUAGAGUUCCUCUCUGGAGAUGGGAGAACCUUCCAAAUGAACAAUCAUCUCUGCAGCAAUCUACCAAUCAGGCCUUUUUGGUAGAGUGGUCAGACGGAAGCCACUCCUCAGUAAAAGGCACAUGACAGCCCGCUUGGAGUUUGCCAAAAGGCACCUAAAGGACGCUCAGACCAUGAGAAACAAGAUUCUCUGGUCUGAUGAAACCAAGAUUGAACUCUUUGGCCUGAAUGCCAAGCGUCACAUCUGUAGGAAACCUGACACCAUCCCUACGGUAAAGCAUGGUGGUUGCAGCAUCAUGCUGUGGGGAUGUUUUUCAGCGGCAGGGACUGGGAGACUUGUCAGGGUUGAGGGAAAGAUGAAUGGAGCAAAGUACAGAGAGAUCCUUGAUAAAAACCUGCUUCAGAGUGCUCAGGACCUCACACUGGGGGAAGGUUCACCUUCCAACAGGACAACGACCCUAAGCACACAGCCAAGACAACGCAGGAGUGGCUUUGGGACAAGUCUGAAUGUCCUUGAGUGGCCCAGCCAGAGCCCGGACUUGAACCUGAUCGAACAUCUCUGGAGAGACUUGAAAACAGCUGUGCAGCGACCCUCCCCAUCCAACCUGACAGAGCAUGAGAGGAUCUGCAGAGAAGAAUGGGAGAAACUCCCCAAAUACAGGUGUGCCAAGCUUGUAGCGUCAUACCAAAGACGACUCAAGGCUAUAAUCGCUGCCAAAGGUGUUUCAACAAAGUGCUGAGUAAAGGGUCUGAAUACUUAUGUAAAUGAAAUUUUUUAUUUGUUUAUUUUUAAUACAUUUGCAAAAAAAAAUCUAAAAACCUAUUUUUGCUUUGUCAUUAUGGGGUGUUGUGUGUCGAUUGAUGAGGGGGAAAAAACAAGUUAAUCCAUUUUAGAAUAAGGCUGUAACAUAACAAAAUGUGGAAAAAGUCAAGGGGUAUGAAUACUUUCCGAAUGCACUGUAAAUAUGCAGGAGGCGUGUAUGUAUUACAUAGGUCAAGGCGAACAACUGAUAGUGGCAAGUGGCCAUCACGGAAUAGCCUAUAAUAACAGAUAACUCAGCAAUGAGCUGUCAUUACAUCCAAACCUGACUACUAAGCUACUAUUAUCUGUAUCCAAAGUUGAAGGACGGCUUAAGAAAACCACUUCUAAUUCAAUUAUUUUCAAGCAGAGACAUCAAGGCCCUUUUUGCUCUUUAAAGAUUCAUAAUAGAUUUUUAACAGACAGAAGGUGAUUUAAUUUUACAUGAGCCAGGAACUUUCCUGGCCGACGGGCACAGGGGGAGAAAAAGGUCGCCAAAUGUCGACCGGCAGAGGAAGGAAUCUUUCUUAGAAUUGUUGUCAAUGUCAACAUCAGGGACAGGAAAGAGGAAAAACAAAAGGAACCAAAAGUAAUACGACAAUAGCCUGUAACGAGAGCUGUAUACACUGAGUAUACCAAACAUUAGGAACACCUUCCUAAUAUUGAGUUGCACCCCCCCACCCCCCUUUUGCCCUCAGAACAGCCUCAAUUUGUUGGGGAAUGGACUCUACAAGUUGUCGAAAGUGUUCCACAGGGAUGCUGGCCCAUGUUGACUCCAAUGCUUCCCACGGUUGUGUCAAUCAAGUUGGCUGGAUGUCCUUUGGGUGGUGGACCAUUCUUGAUGCACACGGCAAACUGUUGAGCGUGAAAAACCCAGCAGUGUUGCAGUUCUUGCGCCUGGCACCUACUAACAUACCCCGUUCAAAGGCACGUAAAUAUUUUGUCUUGCCCAUUCACCCUGUGAAUGGCACACAAACACAAUCCACGUCUCAAUUGUCUCAAGGCUUAAAAAUCCUUCUUUAACCUGUCUCCUCCCCUUCAUCUACAUUGAUUCAAGUGGAUUAAACAAGUGACAUCAAUAAGGGAUCAUAGCUUUCACCUGGAUUCACCUGGUCAGUCUAUGUCAUGGAAUGAGCAGGUGUCCUUAAUGUUUUGUAUACUCAGUGUAUAUCUAUAUGUAUACAUAUCUAGCCUGUAACAAGAAAGGAUAAUGUAGGUCAUGUGGUUAGACAUUUGAAUUAGUGCGGUGGUCACAUCACCAGGACUAUUGCGUCCUUAUCCUCUGGCCCCACAUUGUCCACGUUUUGACACUUGUAUCUGUUAUUGUCACUCAGGUGGUUGGAUAAAGGUGACUAUCGGUAACAUGCAAACUCUCCUCUGUCAAACCAUAGGACAUUGUUAGAUCAACAAAGUGGCGAUGCUUCAGGUGAUAACGGUGCGGUUAAUGUCACGUGGCCCCGUGUAGCUCAGUUGGUAGAGCAUGGCGCUUGCAACGCCUGGGAUGUGGGUUCGAUUCCCACGGGGGGCCAGUAUGAAAAAAUGUAUGCAGUCACUAACUGUAAGUCGCGCUGGAUAAGAGUGUCUGCUAAAUGACUAAAAUGUAAAAUGUAAAUUGACCACUGGACUCCAUGUCUUAAAUCGAAAGUUGUAUUAUAAUAUAACCAGUAUGUUGUCCUUUUUUUCUAAAUAGAUUGCGUUGCUAAGGGAACUCUGCAUUUGCUGCUCUGUUGCUAGGAAGGCAGUUGCAGCUCUCCAUCUCUCCUCUCAUCCUUCACUAUCCCUGUUUAAUGUGUCUAAUUUCUCAUCCAUUGUCUGGGUGGAUUUGACUGUUUCCCCCCCUCAUUUGCAAUGGUAGAGUACACACACAUACACACACACACUCAUCAUAGAGAGCUUCUUGGGGGCCAUGGUGUGAAGGAAGGAUAAAAUGAGGGAGAUUGGGGAAGUGUUUACUGCCAAGUGAAAGUUCAAUAGGUGCCUUUCAUUCCCCCCUAAUCCCAGCUCUUGUGGCAGAUCAACUUUAGCAAAUGAGUAUGCCACACUAGUAACACAGUCUAUGUGCCUUAAGUAUAUAGACUGAAAUGUUCAAGCAGCAAAUGUGGCAGUUAAAAGGUAUAUAGCAGUAUUGCUGGUAGCCCUAUGGUGGUGUUGAUGGGCCUGUAUUGCUUGGACCACGUCAUUGCUGCUUGUAGAUAUUGUUUUUUUCAGGAAGUUAUAGAGGUGAAGAGAUGUCUGAGAAUUGAAUAGCCUGAUUGAAUGUGGUUGUGACUAACGUGGUGGAGUUCUGUUUUUGGAGUAUGAGCGCACUGGUUGGAGUUACCACCUUUCUGCCCAAUCUCAUUUGGAGUCAGGCUGGGGAAAGAGGAUCCAACAAAAAUCUCUUUUAUAAAAACUGUAUCAAAGCCCCAUCCGUGAUUUUAAAACCACAACAAUGAAACUGAAAGCAACAUAAUUACCUGAAUAACUUUCCCUCCCUCUCUGUUUCUCUCAUCACAUUGCUUGAGCGCAUCUGUCGCCUUGGAUUACAUUAAUGAAAAAUGUAAUGCAAGCGCAUGCGGGCUGCGUCCCUCUCUGUGUCACCAACCGCCACCCCACGCCACUGAGUCAGAGGACACCCACCUCUCGACUCGAGUAAAAGGGUCAAUCACUCACGCAUGGCCUCCUGUCGUUGUGCCCGCGCACUGCCAUGCUGGUCACGCUCUCCCUACUCGCUCUAUCUCUCUCUCUCUCGCUCUCUCAUCCGUUGCGCGCACUCCUCGCCUAGGACUCUUUUAACUGCCUGCCACCCUCCGUUCCGUUUCUCUCCCCCUCCUCCGCACCAAGCCACGCUUUCAUCAUCAUUUAUUUAGUCGGUAAUGCUGCUUCUAUCCGACGUCACGCUUCGACUUCGUCGCCAGCUCUGGCCUCCACUUGUCGCUCCCCAGAGUGGUUUUCGGCGGCAGAGGAGAGGAGCGGCGGCGGCUUUUCUGGAGAUGCGGGCGCCGGACUGCCACUGCCAGCGUUGUCGCGCAAUUCAUUUGAGCUAAAAGGGACCGAGGCAAGGAGCCCUUCCGUCGGGGGCUGCCCAGAGUAG
Coregonus sp. 'balchen' is the source of this 26829-nucleotide messenger RNA. Lineage: Eukaryota; Metazoa; Chordata; Actinopteri; Salmoniformes; Salmonidae. The record is from the annotation of a GenBank genome assembly.